Messenger RNA from Nomascus leucogenys (northern white-cheeked gibbon), 1758 nucleotides. RefSeq names its product ARF related protein 1 (gene ARFRP1). The record is from RefSeq and is a predicted model, not a curated record. Gene Ontology annotation, cellular component: Golgi apparatus. Gene Ontology annotation, biological process: Golgi to plasma membrane protein transport; protein localization to organelle; intracellular protein transport. Lineage: Eukaryota; Metazoa; Chordata; Mammalia; Primates; Hylobatidae. Gene Ontology annotation, molecular function: GTPase activity; GTP binding.
AGCGCGGAGGCCGCCGGGACGCGGUUCAGCUCCUUCCCGGAGGCCGGCCCGCGUCCCGUCAGGCGCCGCGCGGGGUUAGCGCGGGGUCAGCGGAGGUCAGCGGGGGUCAGCAGCAGCGGUCUGAGGGCGCGGCGGACGCAGGAUGUACACGCUGCUGUCGGGCUUGUACAAGUACAUGUUUCAGAAGGACGAGUAUUGCAUCCUGAUCCUGGGCCUGGACAAUGCUGGGAAGACGACCUUCCUGGAGCAGUCGAAAACCCGAUUUAACAAGAACUACAAGGGGAUGAGUCUAUCCAAAAUCACCACCACCGUGGGUCUAAACAUCGGCACUGUGGAUGUGGGAAAGGCCCGGCUGAUGUUCUGGGACUUAGGAGGGCAGGAAGAGCUGCAGUCUUUGUGGGACAAGUACUACGCGGAGUGUCACGGCGUCAUCUACGUCAUCGACUCCACCGAUGAAGAGAGGCUGGCCGAGUCCAAGCAGGCGUUCGAGAAGGUGGUGACCAGCGAGGCGCUGUGCGGUGUCCCCGUCUUGGUGCUGGCCAACAAGCAGGAUGUGGAGACAUGCCUCUCGAUCCCUGACAUCAAGACGGCCUUCAGCGACUGCACCAGCAAGAUCGGCAGGCGGGACUGCCUCACCCAGGCCUGCUCGGCCCUCACAGGCAAAGGGGUGCGUGAGGGCAUCGAGUGGAUGGUGAAGUGUGUCGUGCGGAAUGUGCACCGGCCGCCGCGGCAGAGGGACAUCACGUAGGCGCAGCCGCGCUGCCGUCGGGACGGCUGGUCCCCUGGUGCUGGAGGAGUGGCCUCCUGUUGGCUCCCAUGCUGCUGAUCUGGGGGGUGGGUUUGCAUUGCUUUGGGGUUCUUCUAUUUACUUUGUUUUCUCGAAGACAAACUUUCCUCUAUGUCUGGAAAAGCGUAGGCAUCCGGAGAUUUUGGAGGGGAGUCUGGCAGCCCUGCUGGCCCAGGCCCUGCGGUGGCAGCCUUUCCACAGGGUGCAGCAGCGGCCUUUCGAGGCCCUUUCUAGGGGGUCUGAGGGAGACCUGGUAGGGAAUUGGGUCUCCAGUGCUCAGGCUUGGGCUGGCGGGGGGGGACAGCCCUGUGGGACCCACGGGAGACGCCGUGGCUGUCUCCGCCCCAUCGAGGAGGAGGCCCAUCAGCCAUGGCUGCCAUCUGGCUUCUGCCCCGUGACCCUAUGACCCUGGAAGUGGUCCCUGGGGCUGAUCUUGCCUUAAGGAAGACCUAGGCCAUGUCCCCAAAGGCCAGUGGGGGCCCUGGAUUGUGAUGCAGCUUCGGGACAGGGCUGAGGUGGCCUGUGGGGGAAGACAUAUACCCCACGCCUGGGCCUGGCUUCACCUCAUCUUAAUCCCCCGGGAGGGAGCUGACUGAUGCAAAAAAGCUGAGGGGGCCUUCUGGGAGUGGCUGUUUUUAUGCCCCAGCCCCGCACCUUGGGGAGUGUUUGUAGGGGGUCCAGAGCCCUUCCCCAGCCAGGAGAGAAUCCUGGAGGGGUUUUCUGUGGGGCCCUGUGUCAGUGCUGUGCUGGGCCUGCGUCCCCUGCUUGGGAGUAAGGCUGGUCCCAGGGCCCUCCCUGCACAGCCCCCACUGGGCCUGCCGGGUGCUCUGUUCCUCCUCAGUCUGGUGGUGGGCAGGAGCCGUCUGCCCAGUGCCACCCAGGGUGAGUGCAAAAUAAAGACGGCGAGUGUGGCUCUGUCCAUCCCUUCCGUCCUGGAGGGCCGAGGCUUGGCUCCUGGCUGUUGGACACGG